CUGCUUGUGGCCCUUGCUUUGGCUUCUGGAGGCAUGGAUCUCAUGUGUGCUGGCCCCUCCUCCUCCUCCUCUCCUGCUGGCUGUGAAGCGCUGCAGCGCGGAGAGGCAGCAGGGARCACACCGCUCACACUUCGGUUUCUUUUAGGGGCUGUGUGUGGACUCUGCGUUGGGGGGAGUUGGAGCUGCGCCGUGUGUUGGGACUACUUUCUGCGGCUCUCCUCUCUCCGGUUAGAUGACAGAGAGAAGAAGGGAACAGGGGCUUCGGUGAGCGCGUCUGAAGAGUCCGGCUGCUGCUGAGGAGACGGGAGUCUGCGGGUCCACCUCUGCCGCAAACAUGAACGUCCUGUUUUGGGUCCUCCCGGUGGUCAUUCUGSUGAGAUCUGCGCGCGGAGGCGUGAAGUCUGAUGAGCCAUGUGGAGGGCUGGACUGCAGCGGAGGGUGCAAGUGCUUCCCAGAGAAAGGCGGCAGGGGUUCUCCAGGACCUCUUGGUACAAUUGGUGUUAGUGGACCAGAAGGUCCACAUGGGAUGCCCGGGCCUCAAGGGCCUAAAGGAGAGAAGGGCCACCUUGGAUAUAAAGGACCAGCUGGGUCCAAAGGAGACAUAGGCCCAAUGGGAGUGCCAGGAUUCAAAGGAAGUGAUGGAGUUCCUGGUCACCCUGGUCAGCAAGGUAGCCGAGGACCACCAGGAAAGGACGGCUGUAAUGGGACCAUAGGGGAUCCUGGUCUGCCUGGCUAUGGAACAGGACAUCCAGGAUUCCCUGGUUUUCAAGGGCCAACUGGACCAAAGGGUCAAAAAGGGGAGCCUGUAUAUAUAUCAAAUGGGCAGGGCAUAUCGGGUCCUCCAGGAAUUGAUGGCAUACCAGGUUUUAUGGGUCCUGAUGGUCCACCUGGUUUUCCUGGUCUAAGAGGACCUAAUGGGUUCCCUGGGAUCCCUGGUCUUCCUGGUCCCCCAGGGCCAAUGGGGAAAAGUGGUGACAUAUCUCGAGGAGGGAAAGGAGACAAGGGUGAUGUGGGCUUGCCCGGUGAGCCCGGCCAGCCGAUGAUAGAUGGAAUUGUGGAGUUUGUGGGUUUUCCCAAAGGAGACAAAGGAAUGCAGGGGGAUCCAGGUCCAAAAGGAAUUCAAGGUUACCCUGGAAGUCCUGGACCACCUGGACUUUUUGGUUUUCCUGGUGAAGUUGGAGAGAAGGGCAUUCCUGGAUACCCCGGACCAAGAGGUUUUCCAGGUUUUACCGGACCUCCUGGUAUUCCAGCAGCACAAGGAAUGAGAGGUGACCCAGGUUUUAUUGGCCAACCAGGAUACAUAGGACCUAAGGGAAACCAAGGUGAACCUGGACUCCCAGGACCUCCAGCUUAUGUCAGUGAAAGUGGCACUUCCAUUCAAGGACUUCCAGGGGAUGCGGGUUUAAGUGGCCUCCCAGGCAACCCUGGUGAACGAGGAUUCUCAGGAGACCCAGGACCUCUAGGCCAACCGGGUCGUUUUGUUAUAGGUUCUGCAGGAGUCCCUGGUUUUCCAGGCAGCCCCGGCCCAAAAGGAGAGAAGGGUAACCCGGGCAUACAGAGCUAUGGCCCGGAAGGACCCCCUGGUUCCCCUGGACUCUCUGGACCCCCUGGUCCUCCUGGACCGCAGGGCCCUACUGAUUCUCCUGAUGAUCCCCGAGGUCCUUCUGGACAACCCGGGCUGCCUGGUCCCCGAGGAGAACCGGGUUUCUUUGGCUUCAAAGGCUUUAAAG
Molecule: messenger RNA, 1730 nt
Organism: Austrofundulus limnaeus
Lineage: Eukaryota; Metazoa; Chordata; Actinopteri; Cyprinodontiformes; Rivulidae
Product: collagen alpha-6(IV) chain
Biological process (GO): extracellular matrix organization
Molecular function (GO): extracellular matrix structural constituent conferring tensile strength
Source: RefSeq, a predicted model, not a curated record